AUUCUUUGAUAAGAAUAAGAAAAUAAAAAUAGGCGAUUUUGGUCUUGUAACUCGAAUCACAGGUUGAAGAAGACAGACAGUCACUUUUGCGAACCCAGCGCACCUGGAACACCUUCUUACAUGGCUCCAGAACAGAUUGGAAACCAAUAUGAAAAUGAAGUUGAUAUUUACUCAUUAGGAAUAAUAAUAUUUGAGCUUUUCUGGGUGUUUGGCACUGGACACGAAAGAGUGAAGGAAUGGUAUGAUAUUCGUGAGGCAAAACUACCAAACGAUUUUGAGGCUCAGUACAGAACAGAGAGCUCAUUGAUCAAGAGUAUGCUGUCAAAGAAUCCUCUAAAAAGGCCCAAAGCGUCCACACUAAAGGAUUAUCUUGCAAAUACAGACAUUCUUUGUUCAAGAACAUAUUAAGAUUUUGGUGCACGCAGGACAAAUUGGAAACUUCAAAAUAACUUCCACAUAGAUACAAGCUUUGACCACUUUAUAUUAAUAGAUCAUUGAAAAGACUUUUUAAGUAAAAACCGUUUCUAAAUCAGUGCUUCCCAAUUAUAAGGGUAGAUUCUAUUGUGUUAGAAAUUAUGUAUCUACUAAAUUCUGUAUAGUCUAUAAAGACACUAAUGGCAAAUUUUGCUGAAAA
Molecule: messenger RNA, 634 nt
Organism: Bombina bombina (fire-bellied toad)
Lineage: Eukaryota; Metazoa; Chordata; Amphibia; Anura; Bombinatoridae
Product: eukaryotic translation initiation factor 2-alpha kinase 3-like
Exons: 4
Coding region: 121-408 (95 amino acids)
Biological process (GO): protein phosphorylation
Molecular function (GO): protein kinase activity; ATP binding
Source: RefSeq, a predicted model, not a curated record